AUAGAAAAAAAAAAUUCUAGAAUUAGCUUUUUUUUUUUUAAAUAACUGUUUUAUUGCCACCUUCCUCAUAAACAAAUGCGCACGAGUACUGUGGGGGCGGACUGAAGACAAAAAUCUGAAAUGAUAAAAAAAAUAUAUGACUAUUAAUAAUAAUAAUAAUUAAAAAAAAAAAACUUUAAAGGGAUCUGCCUGACAGAAACACAACUGAGUCAGAAGGGGGGAAACCGAGUUUAGUGCGAGUCGUUUGUCCCGUCCUUCUCUCGCUGAUGUCCUCGGGAGAAAGGUUGUCCCUCUCACCGUCUCUCACCACACGGUGGCCCCGUCACUCUCCUCCCGGACGCUCCUCCUCGCAUCCGCCACCGUAAAUCUCCACCUCCCUCCUCCACUACCUCCACCUCCUCGUCCUCCCUCCACUUCCAGCAGUGCCGCCGCGCCGAGCCUCCGCCGCCCCCAGCUCCUUCAGCCGCAGCAGCAGCAGCAGCGAACAUGCUCGGCGGCUUGUGUGCUCGUCGGCUGGCCCGCCGGUCUCGGUCCGCCCUGAUAGCGGCUCUGACGGUGCUGCUUGUGCAGACCCUGAUCGUGUGGAACUUCAGCAGCCUGGACUCCGGAGAGGACCGGGGGAACACGGGCUCCAGCGUGCGGGAGAAGCGGGACCGAGUGGCGGGCAACAAAGGCGCCGGCAGCGAGCACCUCCAGCAGCGGCAGCAGCGGCAGCAUCACCCGCUGCCGGGGAAGGGGACGUCUCGCCACAUACAGCAGCCGGAUGGAUAUUACUCUCACCGACCUAAAGAGAAAAGCAAGGUGGACAGCAACAAUGAGAAUUCCGUCCCUAAGGACUUUGAGAACAUUGACAAUAGUAACUUUGGCGCCCGGUCACAGCCUCAUCGACAGCCUGCGGGCGCCGGCGGCAGCAAGCAGCGCCAGAAUCAUCUGCAGGAGAAGCAGCAGCAGCAGCCAUCUUGGCGGGACACCUCCCUCAGUCUGAGCCACGGCUCCAAUGAAAUCCUCCCUGUCGGUCAGCAGCCUCUCGGGUUCGGCAACUUCUCCCGUCUAGGUGUCGCAGGCGGGGUGCGGCAGCACCACCGCGGCUCGCAGCGUCAACCGCAGUCACAGCACAGACAUCACCAUAAGAAGCCUGCGACCACGUCACCGCUGGAGGUCACCUACGACCAGCAGCCCAAGUGUGAGAUCAGUGGGAAGGAAGCGGUGUCUGCUUUGUCGAGGGCCAAAAGCAAGGAGUGCCGGCAACAGAUCGCUGAAGUCUACUGCCGGCACAAGGAAGGGAAGCUGAUGCCUGAGAAGGUCACUCGCCGCUGUCCUAUUGAGGGCAAAGCGAAUGCAAACGUCCAGUGGGACGAGGACUCGGGUGAGAGCCUUCCGUCGAACCCCGUCAGGAUAGCCUUCGUCUUGGUGGUCCACGGGCGAGCGUCCCGCCAGUUCCAGCGUCUCUUUAAAACCAUCUACCACUCGUCGCACUACUACUACAUUCAUGUGGAUCAGCGCUCCAACUACCUCCACAGACAGAUCCAGGCUUUAGCUGCUCAGUAUCCCAAUGUAAGGGUGACGCCAUGGCGCAUGGCCACCAUCUGGGGCGGGGCCAGCCUGCUCACCAUGUACCUGCGCAGUAUGGCCGACCUGUUGGCCAUGAGGGACUGGAGUUGGGAUUUCUUCAUCAACCUCAGUGCUGCCGACUAUCCGAUCAGGACCAACAACCAGCUGGUGUCCUUCCUGUCCAAAUACAGAGACAUGAACUUCAUCAAGUCCCACGGCAGAGACAACGCCCGGUUUAUCCGAAAGCAAGGUCUGGAUCGUCUCUUUUACGAGUGCGACACCCACAUGUGGCGGCUGGGCGAUCGUAAAAUCCCAGAAGGCAUCUCUGUCGACGGCGGCUCAGACUGGUUCCUUCUCAACCGCAUGUUUGUGGAGUAUGUCAUCAACUCCAAGGACGACCUGGUGACCAACAUGAAGCGCUUCUACGCCUACACGCUGCUUCCUGCAGAGUCCUUUUUCCACACUGUGCUGGAGAACAGCGCCUACUGUGAAAGCAUGGUGGACAACAACCUGCGCAUCACGAACUGGAACAGAAAACUGGGCUGCAAGUGCCAGUAUAAGCACAUCGUCGACUGGUGUGGAUGCUCCCCGAAUGAUUUCAAGCCUGUCGACUUCCACCGCUUUCAGCAAACAGUUCGACCCACCUUCUUCGCCAGGAAGUUUGAAGCCAGCGUCAACCAGGAGAUCAUCAACCAUCUGGAUGCUUACCUGUUUGGGCCAUUUCCAGCGGGAACCCCGGGCCUCAACUCUUACUGGGAAAACGUGUACGACGAGCCAGAUGGCGUCGCGAGUCUGUCUGACACGCAGCUCACCUACUAUCACGCCUUCUCGCGGCUUGGCUUGGCCAGAGCUGCCGGUUCACUCCAAGGAAACCCUCUGGAUAACAGCUGCAGGUAUUUCCCCAUGGGCCACCCGGUGUCGGUGCAUCUCUACUUCCAGGCAGAUCAGUUUCAGGGCUACCUGGUGAAGCACCACGCCACCAACCUGGCAACCAGCAAGCUGGAGACCAUGGAGACCUGGGUUGCUCCCAAAAAGAACUUUAAGCUGACGUCCCCUCCCACCAGCUCUUUCAGCAGGUUGCAGUUUGCAGAGAUCGGCACAGAGUGGGACGCAAAGGAGCGCAUGUUCAGGAACUUUGGUGGCCUGAUGGGCCCCAUGGAAGAGACCGUAGGCAUGCAGAAGUGGGCCAAGGGACCCAACGUCACCGUUACGGUCGUCUGGAUUGACCCCACCAACGUCAUCGCGGCGACUUACGAUAUUUUAAUCGAUGCCAGUGCAGAGUUCACCCACUACCGCCCACCUCUGAACCAACCUCUGCGACCAGGCGUGUGGAGCGUCCGCAUCUUGCACCAUUGGAGCCCCGUGGCAGAGAUGCGCUUUCUCAUCACACCCUUGGCUUACAACAAACGCCAGCCCAUACGACAAGAGGACACUCUCAAGCUCCACAACGGUCCAGCAAAGAAUGGCUACAUGGAGCAAAGCUUUCACGGCCUUAACCCGGUGCUCAACAUCCCGGUCAGUCUGGGCUACGUAGAACAGGCCAAGAGGAACGCGGCGCUGACCGGCCCAGAACUGGAGCACUGGAUAGACAGCCUGGUGGGCGAGAUGUGGGAGGCGGCUGACGUGUGCACCGUCGGCUCCACCGCCUGCCCGGUGAUGCAGGCCUGCCCCAAAAACCCCUGGAGCUCGCUGAGUCCUGACCCCAAAUCCCAGUACGGACCGCCACGUGCUGACGGGCGCAUCAGGUAGCAACGAGGCCUCCAGCUGGACGGGAGGCCGAGUUUCAGGCGAAACACUGGUGGUCUUUAUUUAUUCCCAGGUGUUGUCACGGGGAAGAUGGAGUUGGGAGGGGAACGCAGUAUUUAUCUUGAGGAUGAAGCCUACAGAUGUGUAUUGAUUUCAUGUGAGAAAAGAGCAGCUUUGAUGUUUUAUUAUGAAAAACACCAGGACCUUACGCUACAUCGCCUGUUUUUUUUUUCUCCAUGAAAACUGAUUAAAAAUUCUUUUUCUUUUCCUCACAUGAAGGCAAUACGCAUCUGCAGCAGGAGUCUGGGUCCCAGCUCCUCCAUUUUGGGGACGACGCCGUCUUUGCUGUUUCUCAGUGUAUUUAUUUUUCUGCUUUUGGAAGUUCUACUGUGAUCAAACGUUGCAAUUUUCAAGCAUUUAUUUUGCUGCUAAGUGAAUUAUGAAGUUGUUUCUUGUUUGAGAGCGGGACACUUAAGCCGUGUGAAGUUCUGCUCCCCCAAAAAAAAAAAAAAAAAAAAGGCCUUACCUGCUAGACAAGCGUGAAAGGAAGCCUGAAGAACCUGACGUGCCUCUUGAGGUUUAUGUCCAAACAGCAUACAAGUGGAACGUGACUUGUAAGCAACAAUAUUUCCCAAGAAAGAUGAGUAUUCAAUGCUUAAUCACAGCCUUUUCAAACGUUUUAAACAAGUCUAUUGAUGAUUCAGAGACCUUAAUUCAGUGGUUUAGAAGAGGGAAGAAAAAAAAAAAAAAACGACUUGUCGGUUCAGUGCCUGAUCCUGUAGUGGAACUGACGCAGCAGAACUUUACCAUCUGCUGCAUUUUCACAACAAGAGAGAGAGAGAUAGGAAUAGGAAGUCUAACAUAGAUAUUAGAGAUGAUAUUAGACAAGACAUGUUGAAAGUAUUCUGCCAUGCAACAUCUCAGUCAGUCAGUGGGGACAUUUAGAACGGACGUUUCUGAACUGCCUCAAAAUCAUUUUUUCUUCUGCGUCUCGUCAUUGUAGUCUCUUUAUGUUUUGUGUGUAGAAAAAAAUGUGAGUGACAGGUCCCUGACUCUAUUUAUUUAUUUUAAUAUUGGUAUUUUUAGUCAAUGACUAAAUAACUGCGACGCUGCCUUGGCAGCAUGAUAAAUAUUUUUUUGUAAAGAGAGCCGCCUUUAUUUACAAAGGCCAACACCCCAAACCUAUACUGCAACCUUUUUUACGGCCUGCACCUGCGUGCGAGUCCGCGUCGUCCUGUCUGAAUAGAGCUGCUUGUCUCUGUAUUCUCUUUGCCGAGCGCUUCCCAAGAGAGGGCGGCCGCGAGCUGUGAGGUCAAAGGUCGGCUACCUGACAGCCUGAGCAAACAGAGAAGGUGGACAAACAGAUGAAUGCCUCUUCAUUACGUAACCUCACAGUCCAAAGGAGAAAUUCUCUUUCUUUUUGCCGCUUGUCUUCUUUUAUUUUUUUUAGUUCUGCUUGACAACACAUUCAAUAUAAGGUAGUGUACACUCGUUCUUUUUAACAGUGACAGUUUGUAAAAAAUUAGGUGAGCCUGAGUUGAAAUUAUUAAUAUUAUGUUUGCCUCAUUUUAUUUCCUGAAGCACCAGACGUGUCGGAUUUGAGCACAAAACGGAGCACAGAUGCCAGACAGGAGACUGAACGUACAAAACAGCGCUUGUCCUACAACAUUUGUUUGGCUUCUAGUGCGAUUUUAAGCAAUUUCAUGUUGUUGCAUCCCUGGUUUUCAUUCUGUAGGAAAGAGCUGAUCGGAUCUGGGAUGAAACUUUUUGCCUCGAUUUUGAGUUUAACAUUAAAACAUGAGUCAUCUGGCGCUAAACGGGAUUCAAUUUGGGGCUGUCAGAAGCGUUUAGCCACAAUGAGAGCAGAGUGAGUUUGUUUUCAGAGGCGUAUUACCGACGAUAAAUGUCACCUUCCCUCUCGGAUGAGUCUAUUCUGGUAGUCCACACUUCUUACUGUUCCUCACUGCUGCCAUAUUUUUUUACUUCAAUCUGAAUUUGUUUGAUUGAAAUGAACUUCUUACUAUGUGGAAUUUGCGACAGCAAACAAGUGGGUCUUAAGCUGAAACACUGAGACGGAACAAAUAACAAAAGUGAUCGUGAAGAGCGAGUGGGGGGGCAGUGUUCAAGUGGACCCCGAUGGUCACAUGUGCAGUGGCGGUUUGGGAUACAAUGUCAAUAAAUAGAUGUAACUCAAUGUGAAAGUCCUAUUUUAUAACAAAAUAAUCGACAAAGUCAGAUGUACAUAAGUAUUUUGUAUGAACCAUUGUAUAAGAUAUUGUAACUGUAAAUACAAAUGUGAUGAAAUUAAAUAUUAUGGAGUUUUCCAAGUGUCAAUCAAACUGGGCACCGAGAGUGAUUUUAUGGUGUGUGUUGAUGGAAGUAUUAUAACCUGUUUCAGUGUUUCUGGCCUGCCGUGCGGACGACCUUGUCAUAUUCACCUCCCGGGGAAAAUCUCACGCCAGAUUGUUGUUCUCGCUGGAAUGUAUCGUCGAGCAACUGUUGCACAAAUUCCUCCGAAGUAUUCCCGCCCAAAUAUUGUUUCUAUUCUCUGGGAGGCUCUGUGUGCCUUAGCAGACCUUUAGAACCUUCGCGGUGACAGACUUUGUUAUCUGUUUUGACUUGAUGUGAAGAAAGACUGGUGACUCACUGGUACUGCAACACAUGUUGUGCUGUUGUGUAUAUAUACGUACAUAUAUACAGAUAUAUAUCAUCAGGCCUUCUGUCUUUAUCUGCUUUUUAUUCUUUUCUUUCCUUUGGGAAAUUUGUUUUGGUGUACAUGGCGGGCUUGUUUUUCUUCUC
Molecule: messenger RNA, 6096 nt
Organism: Synchiropus splendidus (mandarinfish)
Lineage: Eukaryota; Metazoa; Chordata; Actinopteri; Syngnathiformes; Callionymidae
Product: xylosyltransferase 1-like
Exons: 11
Coding region: 487-3300 (937 amino acids)
Biological process (GO): heparan sulfate proteoglycan biosynthetic process; chondroitin sulfate proteoglycan biosynthetic process
Cellular component (GO): membrane
Molecular function (GO): protein xylosyltransferase activity
Source: RefSeq, a predicted model, not a curated record